Molecule: messenger RNA, 900 nt
Organism: Myotis brandtii (Brandt's bat)
Lineage: Eukaryota; Metazoa; Chordata; Mammalia; Chiroptera; Vespertilionidae
Product: taste receptor type 2 member 10-like
Exons: 1
Coding region: 1-900 (299 amino acids)
Biological process (GO): detection of chemical stimulus involved in sensory perception of bitter taste; sensory perception of taste; G protein-coupled receptor signaling pathway
Cellular component (GO): membrane
Molecular function (GO): G protein-coupled receptor activity
Source: RefSeq, a predicted model, not a curated record
AUGCUAAGUAUAGCGGAAGGCCUCCUCAUUUUUAUAGCAGUUGGUGAAUCAAUACUGGGGGUUUUAGGGAAUGGAUUUAUUGGACUUGUAAACUGCAUUGACUGUGUCAAGAACAAGAAGUUUUCUGUAAUUGGCUUGAUUCUCAUUGGCUUAGCUACUUCGAGAAUUUUUCUGAUAUGGAUAAUAAUUACAGAUGGAUUUAUAAAGAUACUCUCUCCAUAUAUGUACUCCUCUGGAAACCUAAAAGAAUAUAUUAGUUAUUCAUGGAUAAUUAUAAAUCACUUAAGUAUCUGGUUUGUCUCCAGUCUCAGCAUCUUCUAUUUCUUGAAGAUAGCCAAUUUUUCCCACUACAUUUUUCUCUGGUUGAAGCAUAGAAUCAACAGAGUACUUCCUCUUCUGAUGGGCUUGAUGCUUAUUUCAUGGUUAUUUAUUUUCCCACAAAUUGUUAAGAUUAUGAAUGAAUAUAAAAUAAAUAAUGGAAACACAACCCGGCAUCACAACGUAUCUAAAAGUGAAUACAUUGCUUACCAAAUUUUGCUCAAUCUGGGAGUCAUUUUCCUCUUUAUACUGUGUUUGAUUUCAUGCCUCUUGUUAAUCAUUUCUCUUUGGAGACACAACAGGAACAUGCAAUCGAGUGCCCGAGGUGUCGGAGACCCCAGCACAGAAGCACAUGUGAGAGCAAUGAAAGUGUUGAUAUCUUUUAUCAUCCUCUUGAUCUUGCAUUUUAUAGGCAUUGCCAUAGAAAUAGCAUGCUUUUCUGUGCCAGAAAACAAAUCGCUGUUUCUUUUUGGUAUGGUGACCGCAAUCAUCUAUCCCUGCGGUCACUCAUUUCUCCUAAUUCUAGGAAACAGCAAGCUAAAGCAGGCUUUCCUGAAGGUACUACGGCCUUUCAAUAGCUAA